ACAGACCGUCGGCAGGCAGCGAACAAGACAAGAUCAAAUCAUGGCGUCAAGGAUUUGGCACAUGCUUCUAAAACAAAGUCUUCUGCUUCAUCUAGCUGUGAUGAUAAUCAGACUCAGAUCAGCUGAUGGUGGACAUUCUCCUCCUGCUAUGUAUGUUGGGGAGGUUGGAGGAAACAUCACCUUCUACUGCCCAGUAGCAAAGGAAUCCGCACUGGAGUUUCUGUACUUUCAAAAAGUUGUUGAUGGAAAAGCCAUUUUCUGUAAUGGAUAUCAUUUUUCAAAACCUCUUCUAAAUAUACUUCCAAACACAGAAAUGGAUCAAACCCACAAAUGUAUGCACAUCUACAACCUAAACCUAUCUGACAGUGGGGAAUACAAAUGUUAUUAUAGGUGUCAAGAUGCUGAAGGUGAAGAUCCUCACGAGAUCCAGAUGUAUCUUAAUGUCACAGCUUACUUCAGUAAGCCUGAAAUGACGGUCAAGUGUAAAGAAGAAAGUGGCAUCCCAUCAGAAUGUAACGUGACAUGUCGCUCACACAAUGGGUUACCAGGAAAACGGAUGAAGUGGAAUGUUCCUGGAAACAUCAGCAUGGAAACGUGGAAGAUUCUCCUUAAUGAUGAAAGUUAUUCGAGAGAAGAACUGGUUAGCAUCUCCAGCACUGCAAAUUUUAACUGCGUUGCUGAUGAAGUGAAGGUAUCCUGCUCCGUGGACCAGUUCACCUCAGAGAGCGUCUCAGUGUGUUCUUCUAAGGUCCCUCCCAACAAAUUCGGUUUUGCUGUGAUAGGUGCAACUGUUUGUUUGGUUUUGGUGCUUGGCCUGGUUUUGAUUCGGUGUUUGAGGAACAGAACAACAGGAUCAGUAGAACCAAACAAUGUUGAGGAGGUCGUAGUUCUAAAUAAUAUAAGUGGAGAGCCAAUGGGAUCAUGAAUACCUUUAAGAACAUUUGAACUGCAGCUCAAAUGUCCUGGAAUUUGGGACCUAAGCUAUUUGUGAGUCAAACGCACAUGUGACUUAAAGCCGGUGAAUGAAUGCCCACCGAGGCUUUGACGCACAAGGGAGUGACAGUAUGCUCUCACAGCAGAAGGAAGUAUUUACAUUUAACUGGUAAAACUGUGCGUCAUCAAACAAAAGUGGUUAACUUUCCAAAGAAAUGACAUUUCCGACGAGGCGUGGUUCAUUGUGUUCUCAGCGUGCAAUACGAAAGAUUGCCGAAUGGAAACCUCUACCAAAGACGAGAAGUAAAACCAAACCUCAUGAAGACUCCUUUGUUGCACUGUGUUUUGCUGGAAUGACUGCUCUACAUUCACAUUUGCAGAUCUGGUUUUGAAUGUACUGAUGUCCUAGAACUCUUAAGUGAAGAUUUUAUACUUUUAUAAAUCAUUCUACAAAAAGAAAAAAAAAAGAGUUUUUUAUUUAUAAAAAGGGUGUGCUUGUACCAGCAAGACUAGUAGCCUGAAGGAACUGUUCACGGCUUGAUGUCAGUAUUUCGUUUGCACAGUCAUGUGCACUUUGACGUUAUCGUACCAGUUCCAGUGAAGUGCAAUAUUUUUUCUUUUUAAACAAACUUGGAGAUUUUCUUGGCUUCCCGUUUUUAUGUAAAAGAAAGUAACCAUUAAUGUUGGACUAUCAUGAGAUGUUUAAGUUAUUGUGUCUCUCUUUUUUAUGAUAUACAAUGUAAUGUUUACUCUGUUUACACAGUUUAGGGAGAGGAGCUGUCUGGUUUUCCCCUGUGCUCUGAAUUACCAGACAGCCUCAAAAAGCUGCUUUCAUUUCCCUAAAAUGUGCAUCACAGUUCUCUGCAGGGACACUUCUGUUUUUUUUUUUUUUUUAUAUGUGAUGAGAUUUUUUUUGUAUUGACAUUUGCAAUGAAACAAAUAAACUAUGUAUUUAAAUUUUAAUAGUGCUGCGGAAACAAAUGUACUUCAUUUGCAUAUGUCUAUUGAAAUCAUUUUGAAUUUUGAGAGAAAAUUUGUGCACACCGUUCUGACACUAAAGAGGUUACUGUGGUGCCACAAUUAAAAAAAAUCUGUGAUUUUUAUGUAACCAAACUAGACGAUUUAGAGCGUAACUGUGAAGCAUAAUGAACAUAUUACAUCAUUAAAAAGCAAAUAAAAAUGUGAAAUGUGCAGUGUGCAAGUAUUAUAUAGUCAGCCUUUCAGUGAACCAACAGCAUCAUGACCAAGAAACGCAGCAGAUGGGCUGG
Molecule: messenger RNA, 2201 nt
Organism: Poeciliopsis prolifica (blackstripe livebearer)
Lineage: Eukaryota; Metazoa; Chordata; Actinopteri; Cyprinodontiformes; Poeciliidae
Exons: 8
Coding region: 41-925 (294 amino acids)
Biological process (GO): negative regulation of T cell proliferation; T cell costimulation; immune response
Cellular component (GO): external side of plasma membrane
Source: RefSeq, a predicted model, not a curated record